This is a messenger RNA of Rhagoletis zephyria (snowberry fruit fly), 7011 nucleotides long. RefSeq names its product dystrophin, isoforms A/C/F/G/H-like. Gene Ontology annotation, molecular function: protein binding. The record is from RefSeq and is a predicted model, not a curated record. Lineage: Eukaryota; Metazoa; Arthropoda; Insecta; Diptera; Tephritidae.
UUUGCAGAUGAACGCCAGGACAUACAAAAGAAGACCUUCACAAAAUGGAUUAAUUCACAUUUGCUUAAAGCCCAGUGCACACCAGUGAUCGAUUUGUUUGAGGAUUUACGCGAUGGCCAUCGUUUGUUGGCAUUGCUUAGUAUACUCACUCAAUCACAGAUGAAACCUGAGAGGGGUCGCAUGCGCGUACAUCACAUCAACAAUAUUAACAAAGUUAUCCAAGUGAUACAGGAGCAUGGCGUCAAGUUGGUGAAUAUUUCUAGCGAUGAUAUAGUUGCUGGCAAUCCGAAAUUGACGCUUGGCCUGAUCUGGCUCAUUGCGCUUGAGUUCAAUGGCCAAAAUCUAGUCAAGAGCCAGUCGAGCAAUGGCGUCGAGAAAUCGUUGCUUGCGUGGGCGCGUCAAUUUGCCGAACCAUAUGGCUUGCAGCUGCACGACUUUUCCACCAGUUGGGCUGACGGACGCGCCUUUCUUAUUAUACUCAACGCGCAUCUUGACGAUAUCGACUUGAGCGCGGCGCUGACGAAACAUCCUUUGGCGCGACUCAAGACCGCCUUCGAUUUGGCGCACAAGUACUUUAAGAUUGAGAAGCUGCUCGAUCCGGAGGAUGUGCACACGCACAAGCCCGACAAUAAAUCCAUACAAAUGUAUGUGAUGUGCUUGUAUCAUGCCAUGGAGUCGUUCCGCAAUCGCGAACGCAGUGAUAGCGCGGGUGAAGCGGUGCUGUUCGACGAGAAGGCGCAGGAAGCGCUGCCACCGCGCUACUUUAAGAUUGAGAAGCUGCUCGAUCCGGAGGAUGUACACACGCACAAGCCCGACAAUAAAUCCAUACAAAUGUAUGUGAUGUGCUUGUAUCAUGCCAUGGAGUCGUUACGCAAUCGCGAACGCAGUGAUAGCGCGGGUGAAGCGGUGCUGUUCGACGAGAAGGCACAGGAAGCGCUGCCACCGCGCGCGACACACAGAAACAUCACAGAUCUCGAUGAGGUGCCGUUGGAUAGCGCUGAAGAGGUGUUCUCUGACAUGAGCAGCACGCCAGUGAGCAGCUCAGACCCAGUGAAGUCGCCCAAGCAUAGCAGCGAUACAAUGCGCAGCAUUAUGGACAUCGGUAUGGAUGAGAGCAAACCGCCGCCUUUGGAUUUCUUGCGCAUGUCGCAUGAUAAGUCGCGGCCCAUAAGCACGGCGACAAAUGCAUCGAUUGAGAUUACUAGCUAUCAGGCAGCACUGGAAGCGGUGCUCACGCUGCUGCUAGAAGACGAGCAGAUACUCUCACGUGAGUUGCCUGAGCCCAACGAUUUUCAGAGCGCCAGGUCNCAUGAUAAGUCGCGGCCCAUAAGCACGGCGACAAAUGCAUCGAUUGAGAUAACUAGCUAUCAGGCAGCACUGGAGGCGGUGCUCACGCUGCUGCUAGAAGACGAGCAGAUACUCUCACGUGAGUUGCCUGAGCCCAACGAUUUUCAGAGCGCCAAGUUGCAGUUCCAUGAGAAUGAACAUUUCAUGUUGAAACUCACCGAACACCAGCAGUAUGUGGGAGAAGCGCUCGAAGAGGGCUCCAACUUGAUUAACGAAUCACAAAAAACUUCGGGUCUUACUACCGAAGAUCAAAAUGAAAUACGCCAGCAAAUGGUGCUGCUCAACGAACGUUGGGAAACACUGCGCCUGCAGGCACUCGACGUACAGGCGAAGAUAUUGGCGCGUCUUGCCGAAUUUCAGUCGCAACAGAUCGAAAAGCUGCGACUCUUUCUCACCAACGUCGAGGAUCGCAUAUCCCACUUGACGGACAUUGGUCCAAGCUUGCCGGCGGUGCAGCAGCAAAUUGCUGAGGCGCGGCAACUCAAAGACGAUCUAUGCAAUCAGCAAGCGCUGGUGGAUAGCCUUAGCAAUAUGGUGGUGAUAGUGAACGACGAGUCGGGUAAUUUCAACGAUCUCGAAGACAAGUUGUCCGCGCUGGGUGAACGCUGGUCGCAUGUGUCCAAGUGGAGUGAUCUGCGCAUGGAGAAGCUGCAGCAGUACAAGUGCAUUUAUCGUUGGCUGGAUACGCGCGAACAAGAUCUAAAGACAAUGGAGAGUAAGGACGUCACCGAUCUGGGUGGCAUUACGAAGCGCAUGAAUGACCUGAACUAUUGCGCCAAGGACUUGUUAGAGUUGGAGCGCUACCUAGUGGACUUGCGGCAAAUGGUAGCUGCUUCGCUGCAGGAAGGCGAUGAUCAGGGUGAGCGCGUGCUGGUGCAGUUGGAGAGUUUCGAAGAUCGCUUGGACGCGCUAAAACAGAUAGUUGAAGUACAGACUGAUCGUAUCGAAGCUAAGGGUUUCAAGUUCGGGCGCGAUCGUGCGUCAUAUGACGAUAGUCGCGUGGUGCGCCCAGAUGGCUGGGUAGACUUUCAGAUGCUCAUAAAAUUUGGUGAAGAAAGUGAUGAGAUGAACGAGGAGAAUACGAAAGCCGGGCAAGAGAAUGAAGAACCGCAAACGACCGCCUACCAAGAAGCGUCACCGGAGGGCAAUAAGAAGCGUAAGCUGCGCAGCUCCGAUAAUUUUUAUUUGCUCACCGGGCGCAUAAUGGAGAUAUUUAACUUCCUCGACGACUGCGAAGAUCGCCUGCAGAGCGUGCAUCGUCAGAGCUUGCGCAACCAAAGCGAAAUGCUAAUAACGCUAGAGAAAGAGGUCGCAAAGCGCGUGCCACUAACGAGCGAGCUGAAGCAGCUAUUUGAGGUGUGCGAACAGGAAGAUCUGAAGCGGAAUUUAAUUAUGGAGGCCACGCAGAUAAAACAGAUUGACGAGCGCUUUACGGAGCUCAUCAAACGCAUCGUCGAACAGAAAUCCGAGACAGCACAAAUAAUAGCCAAGGAGAAGUUCUACAACAGCUUGACUGGCUUCAAGUUAGUGCUUGCUGAUUCACGAGACUGGUACAAGCAGCACUCGCUGUCAGCGAGCAAGUCCGACUUAGAGCAACGCUUGAGUCACAUGGAAUCGCUGUCAAGCGAAAUAGCCGACGCAAAGGAGAUUACCGCCACGCUGAGUGAUGACUUGCAUGAAUGGAAGCAGGAUUUCAACAUCUUUUACGAGAGUUGGAGCGACAUGAAGCGCGCAAUCAUCACACUCAUACAAGAGAAGGGUGGACUGGACGAAGUCAAUGAGCGCCUGCAACGUUUGGAGGACUUCAUAGCGAAGGUGGCGGGUGUAAAAGUGGUCGUCACUGACUUGACGCCCAUGCAGCAGCAACAGCAGCAAUUGAACGCGCUUGUCGAUGAAUUGGAAAAGUUGAGAGCGGACUACGAGUAUGUCUGCCAACGCCGCCCCGAUGCAAUGGGCACCGAGUUCGAGGAGAACUGGGCGAAGAUACCGGAACAGCUGAACGAGCGCGUAAUAAAGCAAACGACGGCGAUUGAGAAUCUCAACCAUUUCAACGCCGAGUAUAAUGCCAUAUUGAAUGUGCUGCGCAAGCUGGAGGCGAAGUUCAAGCGUGACGAUGCUGAAAACACAGAGCAGCCGCUGAAUGGGCAAGCGACAGUAGGCGAUAGCAAUCGGUUGAAUAUGGAACUUCGUAAGAUCGAAAUUGAUGUGAUAAGCGCACGCAACUUCAGCGAGAUACUCAUCAAGGACGCAGAGUCGGCGCAUCAGAUCUCUGAGAUUAACAAUUCAAAUGAGCUCUUCCAAAUCAAAAGUAAGUUCCAAACACUCAAGGAAACCUGCGAACGUGAGUCGGUGAGCUUCCGCGAGUUGAACGAAGUUGGCGGCGAGCUGCUGCUGCAAAUGGACGAAUUGAAAACAACGGGCGAAGAAGUGGACAGCAAAUAUGCGCAGCUGCCGAAGAAGUUUACGCGGUUGAGCGCGCGCUGGACGGAGGUCACUUCGCUGGUGUAUGCGAAAACAGCGCUGCUCGAGCAUAUCUCUACGCAGCUGGGUGAGUUCAAGAAGUUUAUGGUCUCCGAAUCGGGUUAUCUGGAUCGACUGGAGAAUAAGAUUGGCAGCACGCCGGAGAACGCGGACGCUGAGGAGAUCAUUGAGGAAUUGGAUGAUCUCGAAAACGUGCUGCGUGCGCACUCCGACGAGUGGGUGGAGAAAAUUCAAGAAAUUGGCAACGAGCUAAUUGAAAAUGAAUUUAUGGCGGAUUCGAUACGCGCCGAAAUCGAUGGUAUUGUGGAACGUUGGACUAAGCUGCAACAGCGUGCCAAACAACGCACCGAAAUACUGGAGAAGGAGGUGAGCGAGGCUGAACAAUCCGAGAAAUGCAUGGUGCAAUUCGAGGCGUGGCUGACGCGCGUCGAUGAGAUACUCACCGAACAUCUGGAGAAUGAUGUGACCAUUGAGGAUCUGCCGGAUGAUUUUCAGCGCUUAGUAAAAGAAUUCGAAUCGAACAAGCAGUGCUUCCAAGAAAUUGACGAACUCAUAGCUGAACACACACGCAAUGGCAAAAUUGAGGCAGCCAAUCGUUUACAGGAGAAGUUGAACCUAAUGGAGUUGCGCUUCAAGUCGUGUCAACUGAAGCUGAAUAAGUGUACAGCCCCACAACCGGCGUAUGAGUCACGCUUGAAUCGCGCUGUGGCUGAGUUGCGUGCGGUCGAACAUUCGACAUUGGUUUUGGAUGUAGCGUCUGCUGGGCCCACCACCGUACAGGCGCAGUAUCAGAAAUGUGUGCAAAUCUAUCGCACACUAUCCGAAAUUAAACCAGAGAUCGAGAGCACUAUCAAAACGGGUCGCAAAGUGUGCGAAGAUAAAUUUACGCGCUCGCCCAAACAACUCAGUCAACGCAUCGACGCACUUAAACAUCUCUAUAAUGCGCUUGGCGAGAAUGUCACACAAUCGAAAGUGUUCCUCGAGACGCUACUCAAAUUGGCCCACCAAUUGGAUGAAUACUUCGAUCUUGCUGAUCAGCUUAUAAGACGCUUCGAAUCGCUACAAGAGAAGCAAGAUCGCAAUUCUUGUUUCUUGGAAUACGAAGAUCUGCUGCAACGUUGUGAGGAAUUAUAUGAGGAAUAUAGCAAAUCCUGUGAUCAAUCAUGCAUGGAGGAUACGCGACAGAAGAUUGAUGAACUCAAGACGAUCUACAUGAAAUUGACUAGCGCCGAUGUUAUUAAACGCUUAACAGAAAUGAAGUCGACUUUGCAGAAUUUGGAUAACAUAUCGGCAGAGACAUUGAAAGCCAUGGAACAUGAGUUGAAACAGAUAAAUACGCCUUCAAAUCCGGAUAUCGAGAAGCUGCAGCAACAAGUAAUCGCCAUUGUGGUGGACGCUAUAAAAACGCGUUUUAAUGAAAAUUCCGAGUUGACAAAGCUCCUUGCGACACCAACUUUGACUAAAACUGCACCAACACCGCAAACUGUUGAAAACGGCGAUACCGAUGUAGAAAUAGUUGUUGUUAGCGAUACUGUGCGUCAAAGACGUGCACGCACACCAGGUGGAAAUGACUCACAGAACGUUGGCGACACACCAACAAAGCCCGAUAAAUCCCAGACAAGUCAGACACCAGUGGAAGUGCAGCAACCAAAUGAUUCGCCUUCAACCACAGCCGAUCAAGCCAUUGUCACUCAAGUGCUACCCGAUGUUCUGCCACCACAAACCUUCCGUCUAGCUGAAUCUAGCACUCUAUUUUCGCACAUAUCCACCUCAACGCCAAUUGAAACUACAGAGAGCGUACCCGCAAAACCACCUAAACGCAGAAGUCGCAAGGGCGAACAGCACGCCAGGGUGGUGGAGAUACGCGAGCGUAAUUUGCCACAUGAUAAAAUGUCUGUGCAAAAUAUUGAUUUUGAGCCGCAAGUUGGUGAGAUUGUCGACACGGUGAAUAUUUUGGAGAGUGUGGAACCAUUCGUGCCGGAAUACGUGGAAACGGUGCAAAUUGUCGAUCUCUCUGAAGAUUCAGACUCAUCGAUGCGCAUUGAUGCCGAUGGCAAAGAGAUGCAGCGUAGCAAAAGUAAACGCUCGCUCUGCGAAUCGCCUAAACCGCAACCGCCACACUCACCGCUCUCACCAGAUGACGUGGAGUUGCGUAAUACACAGCCACUCAAUGCAAGCACACCUUUCUUGCGGGUGGAGAAGCAGCGUAUUUCAUUCGAUGAGAAACGUAAGCGUAUCGAAAGUGAGCGUGAUAUAUUACGUGACUCAGAGGAGGAUGAAGAUGAGCUACCGGCGAAAGGAGAUGAAGCUUCAAGUGCAACGCAUACGCCACCAAAACAACCAAAGCGUUGGCGUCAACUUACACUCACGUUGGACGAUGGGCUGUCACCUAAAAAAGCCAAGUCUCGUGAUGGAACAGAGCAGCCAUGUGCAGUGGAGUCUCCAGUACGCGACAGUUUUUAUGGUGCCGAUAAAGAUGCAAGUUACGACUUGGAACCAUUGGUAUUCUCCGACGAUGAAGACAUACCGAGAUUCUCAUUAGAAAUGACACCAACAUUUGAUUCCGAUAGUGAUACGAGUCGCAUUGAGACGCCCGGCACUAAAAAACCCAACUUCUUAGAUAGCAAAGUCCUCCCCUCAGCUACGUCAAUGGAUGAUUCGAACAUUACCUUAAAGAGUCCUUACUCAGAGAGUCCUUUGAUCUUCCGCGAUAGUGAACCGCUGGAUCAACGCGUCCAAACGUUCGAUAAAAUGGCUAAGUACAUGAUACGAAAGAUGGAGGCGACGAAGGAGAAGAUCCAAAAGUGCGAAGAAGGCGAAAGCGCCAUUGAGGACUUAAAACUUUUGAUUGCGCCCGAUGCCGCCACCUUGAUUUCUCAAGGCGAUUCUUUGGUGCUAGAGACUCACGGCAAACAGGGAAAUCUAUCACGUUUAGUUAUGAAAACACAGAUCAUAUUACGAGAGAAAUUUCGUGAAGUGCAGCAAGCCAAAUCCAAAGUACCUGGCUUGCCGCAACACACCGAUGACAACAAUACGCCCAGUCCACGUUCUACACUUGAAAAGCUUAACAUCGAUCUAGAAGAACUCGUCACGAAAGGUCUCAAACGCAUAAACGAUCUAAUUGAGAAGCCAUACGAUAAGAAAUCUAUUGAGGCACUAGAGCGCCGCCUUGAGGAGAUUAGC